Neoarthrinium moseri is the source of this 1557-nucleotide messenger RNA. RefSeq lists its product as uncharacterized. The transcript is spliced from 3 exons. The record is from RefSeq and is a predicted model, not a curated record. Lineage: Eukaryota; Fungi; Ascomycota; Sordariomycetes; Amphisphaeriales; Apiosporaceae. Gene Ontology annotation, molecular function: ubiquitin protein ligase activity; zinc ion binding; ubiquitin conjugating enzyme binding. The coding region runs from base 1 to 1557 and encodes 518 amino acids. Gene Ontology annotation, cellular component: ubiquitin ligase complex; cytoplasm. Gene Ontology annotation, biological process: positive regulation of proteasomal ubiquitin-dependent protein catabolic process; ubiquitin-dependent protein catabolic process; protein polyubiquitination.
AUGGAUUCCGACGAGGACCUCGCGUCCACCCUGGGGAGCGAGGAGGAGUUUCUGCAGGACGAGAGCGACGAUGCCGAGGACUUUGAUGCCUUCGACGAGGACCCCGACGACGAGCCGGAUCUGGGGUCGCAGAAGGAGCCCAAGAAGCGGGUGGCCUACGACGUCAGCUACAAGGUCCACACCCCGAAUGACAUCAUGACCCAGCAGCACGACAUGAUGGACGAGGUCAACAUGAUCCUGGAGAUGCAGCAAGAAGAUGCCGCCAUCCUCCUCCGCUACUUCCGCUGGAACAAGGAGCGCCUGAUGGAGGACUACAUGGACAGGCCGACCAAGGUUCUGGAAGACGCCGGUCUCAGCAACAACAGCGCCGUCCGCCCCAAGCUCGAGGUCGUCCCGGGCUUCAUGUGUGACAUCUGCUGCGACGACGAUGACGGCCUCCAGACGUUCGCCAUGAAAUGCGGCCACCGCUUCUGUGUCGAUUGCUAUCGCCAAUACCUGACGCAGAAGAUCCGGGAGGAGGGCGAGGCCGCCCGCAUUCAGUGUCCGUCCGAUGGUUGCUCGCGAAUCAUUGACGCCCGCUCCCUCGACCUGCUCGUGACGGCGGAACUGUCCGGCCGGUACCGGGAGCUACUGAACCGCACCUAUGUGGAGGAUAAGGAUAUACUCAAGUGGUGCCCCGCACCCGACUGCGAGAAUGCCGUCGAGUGUGCCGUCAAGAGAAAGGAUCUCGACAAGGUCGUCCCCACCGUGGCGUGUGCGUGCGGCUACCGUUUCUGCUUUGGCUGCAUAUUGAGCGACCACCAGCCGGCACCCUGCGAGCUCGUCAAGCAGUGGCUGAAGAAGUGCGCCGACGACAGCGAGACCGCCAACUGGAUAUCCGCGAACACGAAGGAGUGCCCCAAGUGCGGCUCCACGAUAGAGAAGAACGGCGGGUGUAACCACAUGACCUGCCGCAAGUGCAAGCAUGAGUUCUGCUGGAUGUGUAUGGGACUCUGGUCGGAGCACGGCACCGCGUGGUACAACUGCAGUCGUUUCGACGAGAAGAGCGGCACCGACGCCCGCGACGCCCAAGCCCAGUCGCGCAAGUCCCUGGAACGCUACCUGCAUUACUACAACCGCUACGCCAACCACGAACAGUCGGCCCGCCUCGACAAGGACAUCUACAUCAAGACGGAGAAGAAGAUGGUCCAGCUGCAGACGGCGUCGGGCAUGUCGUGGAUCGAGGUCCAGUACCUCAACUCGGCCUCCCAGGCCCUGCAGACCUGUCGGCAGACCCUGAAGUGGACCUACGCCUUUGCUUUCUACCUCGCUCGCAACAAUCUUACCGAGAUUUUCGAAGACAACCAGAAAGACUUGGAGUUUGCCGUAGAGAACCUGUCAGAGAUGUUUGAGAAGCCCGUCGCCGACCUGGCGGACCCAAAGCUCAAGGUCGAGAUCAUGGACAAGACGGCCUACUGCAACAAGAGGCGUCUCAUCUUAUUGCAGGACACGGCCGAGAACUUGGCUGAUGGCCGAUGGACCUUCAACGUCGACUUGAAAUCGGGCGGGCGUAAAUAG